Messenger RNA from Pseudogymnoascus verrucosus, 1555 nucleotides. RefSeq lists its product as uncharacterized. The record is from RefSeq and is a predicted model, not a curated record. Gene Ontology annotation, molecular function: glycosyltransferase activity. NCBI's taxonomy places the organism in Eukaryota, Fungi, Ascomycota, Leotiomycetes, Thelebolales, Thelebolaceae. The coding region runs from base 276 to 1505 and encodes 409 amino acids. The transcript has a single exon.
GAAUACUCGAGCUAUAGAUACAUAUACUCAUAAUGAGUCUUAUCGCGCUACGGAGCAUGUCCCACAAUUAUUUAUGGGUGUCCCUUUAACUGUACACCAAAGAAUAAAUAUGAGACCCAAAGCCUCGAAAGUCAGAUGUUUUGCCUGCAACAACUUUGGAGUUUCAUAAGGCUUCACUGAGAAGAAAGAAAAAUAGCCUUCAUCAAUCGCUCAUUCACGCCAUUACGAAAUCAAUUCGAGGCCAUAUACCUUCAGACCUACUCCAACCACACACAAUGGAUUCUCCCAACUACCCACUGCCAUCAGGGCUCCAUCCCAUCCCGCCCCAUCUACUCGACUUACGCCCAGACUCCGAGGUUGACCAUGAUCUCCUACACCCCAAACCCGUCUCAGACGAGAAGAACGUCUGGUUUUUCUGGCACUCCGGCUACACGCAGAUGCACCCCUACACCCAGCGAAACAUCCGCGCCUGGCACCGGCGUUUCUCCAAGCAAGGCUGGACCAUUCGCGUUCUCGAUAGGCUAUCCCCUUACCCUUUAAAUGUGGCGAACUUCCUCGAUAUCUCAGACCCGGAUACUUUCCCCCGUGCCUUUGUGGAUGGCACUAUUGGCGGAGACUAUGCGCCGCAGCAUACAUCUGACCUCGUUCGCUGGCCGCUCCUGCUGAAGUAUGGCGGAGUAUAUGCGGAUGUGGGGCUGAUGCAGAUUGGGGACUUGGAUAGGAUGUGGCGUGAGACGGUCGGCAAUCCGGCUUCGCCGUUUGAGGUGUUGUCGUAUAAUAUGGGAGGCGUAGAGGGGCGAGGUCUGACGAAUUAUUUCCUGGCGUGUCUCCCUAAUAAUCCGCUGUUUGAGCGAUGCCAUAAACUGUUCCAGGCUUUAUGGGCUGAGGACGGCGGGAAAACGAGCACCGACGGGAUGCACAGCAGCCCAUUGUUAAAGGGUCUGCCGAUGAUGGGAGGUUCAUUUACGAUUGAGGAGGAGGAUAAAAAGAUUGGACCGGAGGAGGUGAGCAAGAUGUUGACGGAUUAUAUCAUUCAGGGGCAGGCUAUGACAAUGGUCAUGGGCCUUGUUGACGACGAGGACGGCUGGAAUGGACCUAAGUACGUUGCUGAGCACGUAUAUGCCAUCGACUACAUGGUGGGUUCGCAACUCAUCAACGAGAUCACAGGAUGGGAUGGGCGGAAGGCGUUCGAUCUGAUGUCGCUGUCGCUUCCCAAAGAAGGUGAGACUGAGAGCGCGGAACAAAAACAGGCAAGAGAAAUAGUCGAGGCUUGCCUAGGGAAGAGUUUUGGGUUUAAGCUAGCUCAUGGGUUGAUUUUGAGAGUUUUCAAAGAGACUUUGGGGUCGUUAUGGAGGAAGCACGAAGGGUCAGACGAUAUCCCCGGGACGUAUGCGCAUUGGUUCAGGCACGGGACUACGUAUUGGAACCAAGAUGGACUACCGCCAAGGUUGGAAUUUGAGGUCAUUGAGCCGUUUAAAAGUGGCCCAUUGCUGAGAGAGGUGUAAAUAGUGAGUUUUUGAAGGUGUAACGUGGACUUUAUUUGGUUAGCUUCGAG